CUCUUAUACUCCCCAAGCACAACCCUAAGCUAAUUCCCUCUCAACACACUCCGAGAGUAGGAAACAUGUCAUCGCAGGCAGCGGUCAAAGUCGCGCAAGCCACCAACCGCGUCAUCGACGUCAAAAAAGUAAUCGCAUCCCCUUCCUCUGCCGAUUUCUUUUCCCAAACGGCCCAUUGCGAAAGGGAAAGAAACUAACACGACCCCUCUGUAGAAAUACACAGUUCAAUCUACCGGAAUCUGGGAGCUUGUCCGUCGCUUCUUCGCCGUAGACCCUACCCGCUCCAAUGGUGUCCCUCUCAAUCCCCAAUUCCGCAACCCACCCCCAGGAUCCAACGAUCCCCUCUCCUUCAAAGAUCCCGUUACCCUCCCCGCAGGCGACAUCGCCGAUAACCCAUACUGGAAGCGCGACGCAAGACGUAACUACCCACAGCUCUCCUUUGUCAACCAGGCAGAUGCCGUAGCGCUAUUGAGCAUUGGAAGUGCGAGUGCGCCCAAGAAGGAAUUGAUCGGGGAAGCUGGCAGCAAGGAGCUGAUGACUGUGAAGGAGGAGGGAGAGACGGGAUUAUCUGCUUACUUCAGUAAAGAGGGGAAAUCGGGGGUCCUGGCUGCGCUUGGGAAGGAUGGUAUGCCUCCUUUGCCUAGUGGAGCGAGUUUGAAGGUUGGGGCGGAUAAGUAUAAGUUGACGGAGGAGAAUGCUUAUCCUCAACGGUGAGUUGUUCCUUUGCUGGAGUAGGAGGGAAAUGCUAAUUGAUUGUAGAUACCCAUGCCGGACAUUCCAGUAGAGUGUGACUAAGGGGCGGUUUGAGGAAGGCGUCUUGUACAUAACGGAGAAUGGCAAAUUUUAGAUUUUCUAUACAGGGUGCUUCCAUUGGGCACAAUCGUAUAUUUGAGAUCGAAGCCAGCAAAAAAGAC
This is a messenger RNA of Hymenoscyphus albidus, 914 nucleotides long. NCBI's taxonomy places the organism in Eukaryota, Fungi, Ascomycota, Leotiomycetes, Helotiales, Helotiaceae. The record is from the annotation of a GenBank genome assembly.